UGUAUGUUAUAUGUUUUUACUAUAUGUAAAUGGAUGAGACUGAAAUAAAAUAAAAUAAAUAAAAAAAAAUAUAAUCGUAUGAAGCGUAAUGUCAUGCUUGACUUGAUUCAGGAUAUGUGUAUGUUUGGGUAAAAGAUGUUCGUGAUCAGGGUUUUUGUUGUUUAUUUAAUACACAUUUAUAAGGCAAACCAUAUUUUGCAGUACGUCCAGUUAUAAUUGUGCUGUUUGUACUUGGAUGUCAGUCCUCAGGGGGAGUUCAUUGUAAAAUGGAAUUGUUAAAGUGUCACUUUUUGUAAAAGUGUUAAAAGGUUAGUGGUUACUAAAUUUAUGUAGGCUUCGAGCAUACAGACAUCCGAUUUAUACAGUUGUAUAGUGUGAUAACACCGCUAUCAGGAUUACGUACUGUAUAUGUUAUAUAUUAAGUGAUAACAACAGAGUGCAUCGGAUGUGAGAAACAAACAUGGAGAUCUCAAUCAGGUUUACAUGUUUCUCAUUGUGUUUACAUGUAUUUUCAAAUGUGUGUUUUAAGUCUAAUGGAAAACCUGUUGGUAUGUUAUACCCGAGAGAUUCAGAAAGUCGAUCUUUGCGACAUCUGGACGGGAUGUGGAAUUUUAUCAUAGAUGAUUCAGCCACAAGAAACGAAAGUUUUGUUAAUCAAUGGUACAGUAAUCGGCUGUCUAAGGUCGGAGAUGUUAUUCCUAUGCCCGUGCCGGCCAGCUACAAUGAUAUCACAACAAGCAAACUUGUACGAGACUUCGUUGGUUGGGCUUGGUACGACAGAUCAUUCUAUCUGGAUAACGCUUGGUCAAAUGAAAGGAUAGUUCUCAGAAUUGACAGUGCCCACUAUAACGCUAUCGUGUGGGUAAAUGGACAAGAAGCAAUGAGCCACGAGGGCGGUCAUCUUCCAUUCGAGGCGGAAGUGACGCAAAUGCUGCAUCUUAAUGGUGAAAAUUACGUCACAGUGGCAAUCAACAACACUCUUUCACCGACCACCCUACCACCGGGCGCUAUUCAGUACAAGACAGACCCAGAAAAGUAUCCUUCGGGCUAUUUUGUUCAGAAUCUCCAGAUGGACUUCUUCAACUAUGCGGGAAUUCAUCGUCACGUGACAUUAUAUACAACACCAAAGACAUAUAUAGAAGACAUUGACAUAAUCACUGAUAUACAAGGAAAUGAUGGUAUAGUCAACUUUGUCAUAUAUUCGGGUGGACAGGCUGAUUUGAUCAAUAUGAAGGUGGAGGUUGUGGACAAAGAGAAUCAUGUUGUAGCUACCAGUAACAAAUACAAGGAUACUGUGAAAAUUGGAGAUGCAAAUUUUUGGUGGCCUUAUACGAUGAAUUAUAGCAGUUCAGGAUACCUAUACACAUUGAAAGUGACAGUUACUGACGUGAGUAGAGGAACAGUGGACGUAUACCGUCAGCCGUUUGGUAUCCGAAUAGUACGUGUCACAAAUACCAGUUUGAUGAUCAACGAACAACCAUUCUACUGCCAAGGAGUUAACAAACACGAGGACUCGGAUAUACGUGGGAAAGGUCUGGACUAUGCUCUAAUAGCUCGUGAUUUUAGUAUGUUAAAAUGGUUGGGUGUAAACUGUUUCCGGACUUCGCAUUAUCCAUACGCUGAAGAGAUAAUGGACCAGGCAGAUCAACAAGGUAUCGUUGUCAUCGACGAGAGUCCAGGCGUUGGAAUUUCAAAAACGAAACGCUUGAGAAGCUGUCGCUACAAAAACGAGAAGAUUGUUUGCAAAGAUCGUGUACAACAUAGGAAGAACAAGGGGAAAAAAUCACAGAAGUUACCACGUUUGAAAUAUGAGGCUACAAAGAUUAAUUCAUUCAACAAGAAAAAGAAAUCGAAGAGUGGGAAAAUUCGUUUAACUGAUAGCGAAGACAAUUUUAGCAAUAAGUCGCUUAAGCACCACAAGGCAGUUAUGACAGAGAUGUAUCAGAGAGACAAGAACCGUCCAUCUGUCAUACUUUGGUCAGUGGCCAACGAGCCAGCUUCUAAUAAGGCAGCAGCCGGACCAUACUUUAAGGAAGUUAUAGAACACGUGCGAUCUCUCGACACGACACGACCAGUGACAUUUGUUUGUAACCAGGACUACAAUACAGAUGUUGCAGUACAGUACGUAGAUAUUAUUCUCGUGAACCGUUAUUAUGCAUGGUAUUCAGAUGUGGGCCACACUGAACUGAUUCAGCUACAACUGGAGAACGAUUUACGUCACUGGUACCAAACAUUUAGCAUGCCAGUUAUUGUCUCCGAGUAUGGUGCAGACACGAUAGCCGGAUUCCAUCAGGAACCAAGUUUCGUUUUCACGGAAGAAUACCAGCGAGAAUUUCUACACGAAUAUCAUAAAGCAUUCGAUAAACUACGAGCUGAAUUCUUGGUCGGGGAAAUGCCUUGGAACUUUGCAGACUUUAUGACAGUGCAAGGAAUAACGCGUGUGGUGGGCAACAAGAAAGGACUACUGACGCGGCAACGGCAACCAAAAAUGUCUGGACAUUUGAUACGUGAUAGGUAUACGAGAAUGAUCAACGGAGACACAUGUUCGCUUAAAUAAUUUGCAUAUGGAGAGAGAUACCACAGUACAACUUCACUGCUAAAGAUUUGAAGACAAAAGUUAUAGUUUUCAUCAAUAAAAAUAUACAUAACAGAUUUAAAACAUGUUUAAUAUCUAAAAGCACAAUGCUAUGCGGUUCAUUUAUUCCAUUCAGACGGGGCAGUCACCGUAGCUAGCAACGCCAAUGUCCCUGUGGGUACACUUUGCCUUUUCGUACUCACAACUGCAAAAAAAAUCAAAUUUGUUAGUUAUGUCUUCUCAAAAGUUUCCCAUGUCUUUUUGUCCAUGAGGAAUCAUAUCAUUAAGAGCUCAUAAUACUAGUAUAAAAUGGAUAUAGUAAUACAGUUUAUUGCGAAAAUUACAAGAUAAAGUAUAUAAGUAACAAAAUAGCUUAACUCCCGAAAGAUAGACCACUCAGCGAACAGUUCAGCUUGAAAUUACAUGUGAAUAAAGUCUGCUAUUAUUCUU
Mercenaria mercenaria is the source of this 3025-nucleotide messenger RNA. RefSeq names its product beta-glucuronidase-like. Gene Ontology annotation, molecular function: carbohydrate binding; beta-glucuronidase activity. Gene Ontology annotation, biological process: glucuronoside catabolic process; carbohydrate metabolic process. The transcript is spliced from 13 exons. Lineage: Eukaryota; Metazoa; Mollusca; Bivalvia; Venerida; Veneridae. The coding region runs from base 461 to 2557 and encodes 698 amino acids. The record is from RefSeq and is a predicted model, not a curated record.